This is a messenger RNA of Vigna angularis (adzuki bean), 3035 nucleotides long. RefSeq names its product alpha-glucan phosphorylase, H isozyme. Gene Ontology annotation, cellular component: cytoplasm. The record is from RefSeq and is a predicted model, not a curated record. Gene Ontology annotation, biological process: glycogen catabolic process. Bases 247 to 2787 code for a protein of 846 amino acids. NCBI's taxonomy places the organism in Eukaryota, Viridiplantae, Streptophyta, Magnoliopsida, Fabales, Fabaceae. Gene Ontology annotation, molecular function: glycogen phosphorylase activity; pyridoxal phosphate binding. The transcript is spliced from 17 exons.
ACUCAUUGUUUCCUUCGCUUUCACUGCUCACUUUUUUGUCAACUUCAAUUGGAGACAAAAGAAAAAUCUAAACUUGCAUGAUAUUUUCUUCCUUCUAUUCACUCAUUCAAUCACUCCAAAGCCUUUCUCUAUCUCCUUCUCUUUCCAUGUAAAGGGUCUCACUCUCACUUAUGCCUGAUUCAUAGAGAUAUAUAUAGAGAGAGAGAGGCAACAUUCAUUGAAGUUGGAAGAGAUAAGGAAUUAGAAAUGGCUGCUAAAGUAGAGGCUAAUGGUGGUAGUGGUAAGGUUGGUGUUUCUGUAGUUUCUGCCAAGAUUCCAGCAGUGGCACAUCCAUUGGCUGAAAAGCCUGAUGAGGUUGCAUCCAAUAUUAGUUACCAUGCUCAGUUCAGUCCUCAUUUUUCCCCUUUCAAGUUUGAGCCGGAACAAGCUUACUACGCCACUGCUGAGAGUGUUCGUGAUCGUCUCAUUCGGCAAUGGAAUGAAACAUACGCUCAUUUUCACAAAGUUGAUCCCAAGCAAACUUAUUACUUAUCGAUGGAGUUCCUUCAAGGUCGAGCUUUAACCAAUGCCAUUGGAAAUCUGAACAUCCAAGAUGCGUAUGCUGAUGCUUUGCGCAAAUUUGGACUUGAACUUGAAGAAAUAACAGAGCAGGAGAAGGAUGCAGCACUAGGAAAUGGUGGUCUUGGUAGGCUCGCUUCUUGCUUUCUGGAUUCAAUGGCAACACUUAAUUUGCCUGCUUGGGGUUAUGGUUUGAGAUAUAGAUACGGGCUAUUUAAACAGAGAAUCACCAGGGAAGGUCAGGAGGAAGUUGCAGAGGACUGGCUUGAGAAGUUUAGCCCCUGGGAAGUUGUGAGGCAUGACAUUUUGUACCCCAUCAGAUUCUUUGGUCAUGUCGAGGUUAACCCUAAUGGAAGCCGAAAAUGGGUUGGAGGAGAGGUUGUGCAAGCACUGGCUUAUGAUGUGCCAAUUCCAGGUUACCAAACCAAGAACACCAUCAGUCUUCGCCUGUGGGAGGCAAAAGCAAGUGCUGAGGAUUUCAAUUUAUUUUUAUUUAAUGACGGGCAGCAUGAUGCUGCUUCAGUACUUCAUUCACGAGCUCAACAGAUAUGUGCAGUUUUGUACCCUGGGGAUACCACAGAAGGUGGAAAACUUCUACGAUUGAAGCAGCAGUUCUUUCUCUGCAGUGCAUCACUCCAAGAUAUAAUAUCCCGAUUUAAGGAGAGGAGACAAGGGCCUUGGAACUGGUCAGAAUUCCCUACAAAGGUUGCUGUUCAGUUGAAUGAUACUCACCCAACACUUGUAAUACCAGAGUUGAUGCGAUUACUAAUGGAUAACGAAGAACUUGGAUGGGAGGAGGCAUGGGAUGUGACAUCAAGGACUGUUGCUUACACCAAUCAUACUGUCCUCCCUGAAGCACUGGAGAAAUGGUCUCAACCUGUGAUGUGGAAACUUCUUCCACGCCAUAUGGAAAUCAUACAAGAAAUAGACAAGAGAUUCACUGCAGUGAUAAGUACAACCCGGUUGGAUCUUGAGAGUGAGCUAGCCACCAUGCGCAUCUUAGACGAUAAUCCCCAAAAGCCAGUAGUUCGGAUGGCAAAUUUGUGUGUGGUUUCUUCUCAUGCCGUGAAUGGUGUUGCUCAGUUACACAGUGAUAUAUUAAAGUCGGAAUUAUUUGCAAAUUAUGUUUCAAUCUGGCCAACAAAGUUCCAAAAUAAAACCAAUGGGAUUACCCCUCGGAGAUGGAUUCAAUUUUGCAAUCCUGAGCUCAGUAGGAUAAUCACCAAGUGGUUAAAAACUGAUAAGUGGGUAACCAAUCUUGACUUGUUAACAGGUCUUCGACAGUUUGCAGACAAUGAAGAUCUGCAAGAAGAAUGGCUGUCUGCAAAGAUGGCUAGUAAGAAGCGUUUAGCACGGUUUGUUUUGCAGGUGACAGGGGAGAGCAUAGACCCGGAUAGUUUGUUUGACAUUCAAGUCAAGCGUAUUCAUGAAUACAAGAGACAGCUACUUAACAUACUUGGUGUGAUUUAUAGAUACAAGAAGCUAAAGGAAAUGAGCCCUGAAGAACGGAAGAAAUCUACUCCGCGUACUGUAAUGAUUGGAGGAAAGGCAUUUGCAACAUACACAAAUGCUAUAAGGAUUGUCAGGCUGGUGAAUGAUGUUGGCGCUGUUGUCAACAGUGAUCCUGAGGUCAACAGCUUUUUGAAGGUUGUGUUUGUUCCGAAUUACAAUGUGUCUGUGGCAGAAGUGCUAAUUCCAGGAAGUGAACUUUCACAGCAUAUAAGCACUGCAGGAAUGGAAGCAAGUGGCACAAGCAACAUGAAAUUUGCUUUGAAUGGGUGCCUUAUAAUAGGUACUUUAGAUGGAGCUAAUGUGGAAAUCAGGGAGGAGAUUGGUGAGGAGAAUUUUUUCCUCUUUGGUGCCACAGCAGAAGAUGUUCCUCGACUGAGGAAAGAAAGAGAGAAUGGACUGUUCAAUCCUGAUCCUCGAUUUGAAGAGGCAAAGAAGUUUAUCAGGAGUGGAGUGUUUGGAAGCUAUGACUACAGUCCAUUGCUUGAAUCUUUGGAAGGAAAUUCUGGUUAUGGUCGUGGUGAUUACUUUCUUGUUGGUCAUGACUUCCCAAGCUACAUGGAUGCUCAGGCAAAAGUCGAUGAAGUGUAUCGUGAUAGGAAAAAAUGGCUAAAAAUGUCAAUCUUAAGCACGGCUGGAAGUGGAAAGUUCAGCAGUGACAGAACAAUUGCUCAAUAUGCCAAGGAAAUUUGGAACAUAGAAGAGUGCCGCGUGCCAUAAUUUCUGCUGCAUGUCCCUUGCAAGCAAGUUUAUGUAUAGCACAUAGAGAAUGAUAAAUUUAUAAGUAAUAAAAAAUAUGAAAAAAUAAUAUUCUGAAAAGAGAAAGUAAAGGAGACUUUUUUGCUUUCUGUUUAGCUUGUCACAAGAUUUCAGCUUUGUUCUUAUAUUAAAUGUUCUCUCAACCAUCUGCUUCUGAUAGAUAGUGCCUUCUAUAUGCAAAUAAAUCUUUAGUUUCAUUCUCUGUGAAA